Messenger RNA from Colius striatus (speckled mousebird), 2394 nucleotides. RefSeq names its product chromosome 5 C7orf25 homolog (gene C5H7orf25). The record is from RefSeq and is a predicted model, not a curated record. NCBI's taxonomy places the organism in Eukaryota, Metazoa, Chordata, Aves, Coliiformes, Coliidae. Bases 122 to 1399 code for a protein of 425 amino acids. The transcript is spliced from 2 exons.
CGCCGAGACGGAGCGGGGCAAGCGCUGAGGGCACCGUGCCCUUACCCAAGAUGGCGCCGUGACCGUCCCGGCGCCGCUCUGACGUGGUGGCGGAGCGGGGGGAAGGAAUAAUGUUUCCAACAUGUCUGUGCAAUCGCUACUUUGUGAAAGAAUUGAUGUUGCCAAAGAAUUGAUCAAGAGAGCAGAAGCCCUUUCCAAGUCCCAGAAAAGAAGAAUAGAAGGUGGGGCAAAACUAUGUGGCAAAUUGAAAGCUGAGCUAAACUUCUUACACAAAGUGGCGGCAGGGAAGGUGGCUAUCAAAGAAUCCCAUUUGCAGAGUACAAACCUUACCCAUCUCCAAGCCAUUAUUCAGUCAGCAGAGAAUCUGGAGGAUAUCGUCAGUGUCCUCCACGUCUUUGCUUAUGAGGACAGGUUUGGAGACAAGCAAACACUGGUGGUAGAUGUUGUUGCAAAUGGAGGUCACACGUGGGUGAAGGCCAUUGGUCGGAAGGCUGAGGCCCUGCAUAACAUCUGGCUGGGGAGAGGCCAGUAUGGUGACAAAAGCAUCAUCCAGCAGGCAGAGGACUUCCUGCUGGCAAGCCAUCAGCAGCCAGUGGAGUACAGUAACCCCCACAUCAUCUUUGCAUUCUACAACAGUGUGUCCAGUCCUAUGGCAGAGAGACUCAAAGAGAUGGGAAUAUCUGUGCGAGGAGACAUUGUGGCUGUGAACUUGCUGGCAGAGCCAUCUAUAGAAAACCAGCACCUUAGUGCCAGUGAAUCAGAUGAAGAAGGCCCUGAACUGCAGGUGACCAAAGUAGACCGGGAGAAUUUAGUGGCCAGCAUUGCUUUUCCUACCCAGAUCAAAGUAAACGUGUGCAACAGAGUUAACUUGGACAUCACAACCUUAAUAACCUACGUCUCUGCUCUUAGCUAUGGUGGCUGCUACUUCAUCUUCAAAGAAAAAGUGCUAACAGAGCAAGCGGCUCAAGAGAGGAGAGAAAGAGUCCUGCCUCAGCUGGAGGAGUUCAUGGAGGGGAAAGAGCUCUUUGCCUGUGAAUCUGCCAUCAGAGAUUUUCAGUCCAUCUUGGAAACGCUGGGAGGACCUGGGGAGAAAGAGCGAGCUGCAUUGCUGCUUAAAAGAAUUAACAUGGUGCCAGAUCAGCCAUCUGACCGUGCCUUAGGACUAGUGGCUAGUUCAAAAAUCAACAGCCGUUCUCUUGCCAUCUUUGGGACAGGAGACUCUUUAAAAGCCAUCACCAUGACAGCAAACAGUGGCUUUGUGAGGGCAGCUGCUAACCAAGGUGUCAAGUUCAGUGUUUUCAUCCAUCAGCCGCGAGCGUUGACGGAAAGCAAGGAGUGUGUUGCCACACCUUUAUCAGAGAAUUGCCCUCCUGAUAAUGGACUGACAGACAUUAAAUGAGUUAGAAACAUUUCAGGUGCUGCAGGAGAGGCAUUUGGAGAAAUGAGAGUCAUCAGAAUACAUUUUUGGAUGUGUAUCAGUGCAAACAGUUAAAUGUAGCAGUGGAAGGGUUCUUCAAGGGAUUUGCAAUAUCUUUACUCAAUUCCUGCUUUUUGGGUUCAGCUGAUGAUGAGUUUAUUCACUAAUAAGAGUUUAGUGAUAACUGUCAAAUGGCUUAUGGUAUGUUAAUCCUAUCCAUCCCUAUUAAAAAGUGAAGGUAAAGCACGGUUGCCUUUGUACCCAUGUCUUUUUCUUGCCCUUUUCAGAGACAUUAAGUUCAGCACCUUAGGUGGACUUUAGAGGAACUUAAAUCUUUCUUUCACCUGUCGGUUCAGAGUUACUUUAUAUAGAGACCUACACCUUUUUGUGUGUUUGCUCUUUCCUGAAGACAUGACUAGCAGCCACAAAGAGAAACCAAGCUAAGCCUUCCUUUCUUUUCAGAAAGGAACUUCUAUACAUAUACCACGUUAGACUGAAUUAAGUAGCAGCUUUAAAAUUCCUGGAAAAAACAAUUGAAAAUGGAGUCUGUUGGCACUAAUACAACUCUUAGGUCAAACUGGACAGCCAGUGACAGCAGAACAGGAGGCAAAUCUGCUUCCCUUUUUUAUUAGCCUUUUCCCAAGUGCAAAGUCUUGGCUGGGUGCAAAACACAGCUUGAGCCUUCAGAUAACAGAAUCUUCCUAAACUGAGCCAGCUUCCAGGUAGCUUUUCAUGGUAGUGAGCUCUGCUGAGGACUCAUGGUGAACUUGAAUUUGGCUUUGUUGCUUGUGAAUUAGCUAAAAAAAAAGCCUCACUGAGAUUCUUAACUGUUGAUGCAGUGGAGGAGGUGGUUGUGGGGUAUGUUAAAUGCUAGUUUGCCCUGUGGUAGAGCGAAGCUUUUUCAUUAGUGUUGCCAUUGAUGGUUUUAUUCAAAGGGUAGAAUAAACAGUAUUUUAUUCCCUUUAUUUUAUUUUUUU